AUGCCAGCCCGAAGCCAGUCGAUCGUGAACUACCUCGAUGGCAGCAAAGGCCAGAUUUCGCCGGCGAUCGAUCACGUGUCUGGAACGACGAAAGAGGAAGAGACGGGGGGAUCUUCGAUGGAAACAGAAGAAACUACCGUAGUUCUCGGCGCGAGAACAAGGACAGGAAGCGAUCCUGGAGGAGGUAUAGAUCUAUUAGCAACCCUGCAGCUUCACAAUACUACUCGACAGGGCGUUACGCAGGUGCCAGGUCUGGUUAGACUGAGGCCAGCCUAUUAUCUUCAGGGCGAGGAGAGGGAGCUCCGACUGAACGAGGAGAACUUCGAACGGGCGGCCGCGCUACUCCGGCGGGUUCCGGAAUUCACUAUAGCCGCCGCGCUGCGCCAGGAGGAGGACAAUUCCGGGACGAUCGUCGCCUUUGCACACGGGAACAAUAGGUACUUGGAGCUGCAGAGCAGCGGACGCAAGGACGAGCUUCGACUUCAUUACGUAUCACGCCGCGACGGAACCGUACACGUCGAGGCGUUUCCUUACCGACUAGCUGAUGGCGCCUGGCACAAGGUCGCCCUGAGCAUAAGCGGCUCGCAGGUCGAGCUGCUGGUCGACUGUCAUCCCUUGUAUAGGCGGCUGCUGAGGCCUGGUCCACCCGACACCAAUUUCACCCAGCCGCAGCUCCAACUCUGGGUAGGACAGAGGAACGUCAGGCACUUUCUCUUCAAGGGUGCUUUGCAGGACGUCAAGUUAAUAGCAGGACCUCACGGUUAUCUUUCCCAGUGUCCUCAGCUCGACUCAUCCUGCCCAACAUGCGGUCAAUUUUCGAUAUUACAGAAUACCGUAGAACAACUAAUGCACAAUCUCAAUGAGUUGACUCAUAGGCUAGCCGCUGCAGAGGGCAGAAUAAGCAAAGUGGAGGAGUGCGAGUGCCAAAAGUUUUGUAGGGUGAAUGGUACCGUCUACGACGACGGCGCGAUUUGGACGAAGGGUUGUCUAAAGUGUGCCUGCAUUCACGGUGAGAUCGAGUGCAAACCAAUUAUCUGCCCACCGGUCACCUGUAAGCAUCCCGAAAUUAGUGAAAAAGAGUGCUGCCCGAUUUGUAAAAAACAAUGUUACAUCCAAGGCCAGCUUUACGAUCACGGCGAGACGGCCUGGCCGAAGCAGUGCCAGCAGUGCGACUGCAACGACGGUAGCUUUAAAUGCGUGGAUAUCGACGCUAACAUCACAUGCCCACCACUGUCGUGCCCAGUCAACGAGCAAUUCAGCGUGGCGGACGAAUGCUGCAAGUUCUGCCCAGGGGUGGACUACUGCGCAAAGGGCCACAAGUGUCAUACGAACGCAAAUUGCACGAAUCUUAAUACGACCUACGCCUGCGCGUGCAAAAAAGGUUUCCAGGGGAAUGGUUUCAUUUGUCACGACGUGGACGAAUGCAAGCAGCAAGGUGAUCCGGGCGGUCACCACUGUAACGCGAACACGAGGUGCGUCAACACGUUCGGCAAUUACACGUGCGAGUGUCUGGAAGGUUACUAUAGAGUGGACUCGUUGAACUGUGCCGAGCUGGACGAGUGCGCGACUGGGCAGCACAAGUGUGACAAGCACGCCACAUGUGUGAACACUAACGGUAGCUACUACUGCAACUGCACGGAGGGCUAUACCGGCGACGGCUUCACGUGCAAACCCGUAUGUAAUCAGACUUGCCAGAAUGGUGGCGUAUGCGUGGCACCUGGAAGGUGCUCCUGUCGACGCGGUUACAUCGGCAACAGUUGCGAACUCGACCUGGACGAAUGCGCCAGCGAUUUACAUCGAUGUCAUCAUUCGUCCACGUGUUUCAAUAUGCCCGGCUGGUACUACUGCCGAUGCAAGCCUGGUUACAGGAACGCCCUGCAUCACAGCACUCAGGGCACGCACUGCGUCGACAUAGACGAGUGUGACGAUCUGACGAUCGAAAGGCGGCACACGUGUCAUCCUACCGCGAAAUGCGUCAAUAAGGAGGGCGGCUACGAGUGCGUGUGCCCGCCGGCGAAGGAUCUGGAAACGUCCAGAGAAGAAUGCAAACUCAAUUGCUGGUACGAAAAUCGUGAAGUCAACAACGGCGCAACGGUGGCGCCGUCCGGAAAUCCUUGCGAGAGAUGCACAUGCCAAGACGGUGUGAUCACUUGCAAGAGUCCCAUAUGUGACUGCAGCGUAUCGGGAAGCCACAUGGACAAGUGUUGUCCUCAAUGUAAUCCCGCUGCGUCCUGCAGGCAUCAGGAGCUCCAUCAUCUAGUCUUCAGAAGCGGAGAACGUUGGAUAUACCAGUGUCAGACUUGCGAGUGCCUGAGAGGCGAAGUAGACUGUUGGAAUAUGGAGUGUCCGCCGGUGACCUGCUCGAAUCCCGUGACCGAGCAGAGCGAUUGUUGCCCGCGCUGCAAGGACGAUCCCUGCGCUCGUGAGGUGCCGGUGAACGGCACCUCGUUCACGGUUCCUAGUCGUCCCCAGCCGUGCAGCUACGCCGGCGUCGUCCACGACAGCGGCAGCUCCUGGCAGGACCCCCACGACAAGUGCACCACGUGCGAGUGCAAGGUGCCGUACUGCGCCCAAUUGGACGGGCAGCUUUGCUGCAGCUACGAUUACGGCUGUGCUGGCGAUCUGGGCGACGACAAACAGCAACGUUAUCCAGUCGCUGUUCCUGGGCCUCUCGUACGCCAUCCAUCGGACUAUGCGAUCCAGUCGCUGGUCAACGGUGCACCGGAAGCAGCUCUAUCAGCAGCGGUCACCGGCACGCUCGGCACCACACGCACCAUCACCACCUCCGUCGCGAGCACCACUUCCCUCGUCUCGUCGCCCUCGCACUACUCGUCAUCCUCCGGCAUCAGCAACAACAACCCCCACGAUCUCAGACAAGGUCACGCAACGGGCUCGCUCAUCGAGACCAUGUUUCGAGUCCAGGAAAAUAUGGCCUAUGACGCCAGUCGAUCGCAACAGCAGCAACACCAGCAGGAAGCGUCGUCGAUCACGAGACACCAACAGUUCAACGCAGACUCGACGACGUCGUCGACGGCAUCAGAACGGUCCGCGGCGCCGUCGGCGACGACGGCGAGAACGCCGUCCGCGGCAUUCAUUGGCAGCAGAUUGGAGCCGUUGUGGCACGGCCAACCGUCGAACACCGUCAAUCACCGCGUCGGCGCCUUUUCCUCUUCCUCGUCGUCGUCGACUCUCGCAGAGAUCCGGGCAACCUCAACGAUCGAGGAGUCCGAUCUAUCAUCAGCGAGCGUCCCCGCGCAAAUCCGCCAGCUGGUCAGCCGCCGUCGCAGGGACAGCAGGAAGUCCAUUGUUCUCGAUAGCGCCACUUGAGGGCCGUGGAUCUAGAGGAAGAUAGAAAAGAACGA
Molecule: messenger RNA, 3362 nt
Organism: Wasmannia auropunctata (little fire ant)
Lineage: Eukaryota; Metazoa; Arthropoda; Insecta; Hymenoptera; Formicidae
Product: protein kinase C-binding protein NELL1-like
Exons: 14
Coding region: 1-3327 (1108 amino acids)
Molecular function (GO): protein binding; calcium ion binding
Source: RefSeq, a predicted model, not a curated record